GCGUAUUGUAAGACAGCUAUGAAUGCCGUUGACGAGGCCAAGACGCCAAAGACGAGGCACUGCACUACGCGGAGUCGGAGUGGCUGCUUGGCGUGUCGCGAGAAGCAUAUCCGGUGUGAUGAGAAACGCCCUUCGUGCCUGAACUGUGCUAAGAAGAAGCUACCAUGCUGUUACAUGCCAAAGAUCCCACUGCGGGAACGUAGGACUAAAGCUCGUCCUGGACAGCAAAUGGUCUGGUCUGUGACCCAGAGCCAGGCAGCCGCGGUUAUUACUUCUCCAGAUGAGACGUCCUUGAUGACGUUGCUCUCUGACGUUAUGAGACCCAGCGGAGUGUUUGAUCCCUUCGACGCUUUGCCCAUUAAGAUGCCACUCAGAUCAAAAGAGCUUCUGCACUACUUCUUUCAAGCUGGGUACGGUUUCGGCCCCUUUCCCAGGAACCCAGACGAUUGUCUUAUCCCCAUUACCCAGAACCCAGAUCUUCUACAGAAUACCUUGCUGGUUUCCGGAAUCCAUUAUGCUCGGAACAAAGGCGAUCUCGCUUUAUUUGAGCCCACGUUUCUUUUCCAUAAGAUCCAAUGCAUACGACAGGUCAACCUUUGGCUUGGAAGCGGGCCAGACAAAAACCUGCAGACAAAGUGUGCGCGAUACAUUAGCACGCUUGCCAUCACAGAGGCCUGUCUGGGAGACUUUGAAGCUGCUGAGUCUCACCUCAAUGGCCUUGUGGUCUACCUUGACUCCAAAGGACUGCAAACAGGCCAAGACGCGAGAGGUCAGGUGGAAGAUGAGUUGACCAGUCGUUAUUUAAUUCUGGCCAAAAAUGUUCUUCAUAGCACGGCAAGUCGCGUCAGGGACUUGAUUGCAAAUUACUGUGUAGCUAGAGGUAUUAAAGAGCCUUUGAAAGUUACAGAGUACGGCUUAAUGAAGCACAAACCACAUCUGCAUGAUACAAGCGGCACUAUAUCCUGCCUGAAAGCCACAAGAAUGUUGCCAUUCUUCUUCGGCUUCCUCCCCACUGAAAGUAUGCCCAAGGAUGUUGACAUGCACAUGACAGUCACAGUCCUGCGAGAUCUAACGCGACGUGCUGAUCCAAGACACACAAACAGGUCUGCAUAUACCAACUGGAAAGUUUGGCAUAGCGGUGACACGCCGAGGCUUCUCUUCGCGUUGGUGGAUUCCCACAUAGAAUCGUUUUCAAACAAGCUCCAGCUGCCGCCUCAAGGCCGACAAACGUUCAUAUCAUCAUGGUCCAGUUUCUGCGUGACCAUGGGCAUGUAUCUUACCAAUGUUGUCGAACUCUGGAACCAUGGCCUACCAAUUGAACGUCGAUUGCGCUACUACACUAUACGAGUCUUGGAAGACGAUAUUCGGAAUGGUUACGAGACAUUGGAACACAUGGACCAGGAGACAUGUUAUACAUGGUUCUGGAAAGCCUUCGUUGGAUCGUUGACCGUGGCCCAGGCUCAAUCGGCUGACUAUGACGAGCGGCUUGAUGGCAUGUUCGACAAGUUUUCCAAGUACAUCAGAGCGUUCACGCGGGUUGAAAAGAUUUCAUCGUGGGACGAAGCAAAAAAGAUCUUGGUAACUGUGGUGUGGCCAAUGGAGUGUACGCAGGACGAGAUAUGCACAAAGGUAUGGGCCAGCUUGCUUGCCAAGCACUGA
Fusarium odoratissimum NRRL 54006 is the source of this 1659-nucleotide messenger RNA. RefSeq lists its product as uncharacterized. The record is from RefSeq and is a predicted model, not a curated record. Gene Ontology annotation, molecular function: zinc ion binding; transcription cis-regulatory region binding; DNA-binding transcription factor activity, RNA polymerase II-specific. Gene Ontology annotation, cellular component: nucleus. The transcript is spliced from 5 exons. Bases 19 to 1659 code for a protein of 546 amino acids. Lineage: Eukaryota; Fungi; Ascomycota; Sordariomycetes; Hypocreales; Nectriaceae. Gene Ontology annotation, biological process: positive regulation of transcription by RNA polymerase II.